AAACCACCCGUGACUAAAAAUGAAGAAAAUUGAGCUAGUGUUCAUCCCGGUGGCAGCCGCAGGCCACCUGAUUCCCCUAAUUGAGUUUGCGAAGAGAUUGUUAGAGCGAGAUGAUCGCUUCUCAAUAACUGUUCUUGUCAUGUAUUCUCCUGCUAUGACCUCUCUUGCGGCUGCUUAUGCCGAAUCUUUUGCAGAAACUAAUACUCCAAUAAGGUUCAUCAAUCUACCUCCUCCUAUACACUUUCGUCCUUCACAAGAGGUUCACAAAUCCUUGGAGAAGUUUGCAACAGAGUAUGUGGAUUAUCAUAAAGCUUGUGUUAAAGAAGCUAUUGUUAAGCAUCUAGUUUCAAAUUCAAACUCAGCUCCACUUGCUGGGUUGGUUGUUGAUAUGUUUUGUACGUCAAUGAUCGAUGUGGGAAAUGAACUCGGUGUUCCUUCUUAUUUGUUCUUCCCUUCUUGUGCAGCAUUUCUUGGUCUCUUGAUGCACCUUCCAACUCAAUAUACCCUGACUGGUAGAGAAUUUGAAGAGUUUGACGGCGAGGUUGUGAUCCCUUGUUAUGUUAAUCCAGUGCCAAGCAGUGGUCUGCCUGAAUUUUUGUUAAACAAGAAUGGCGGCUACACUUCACUGAUGAACCAUGGAAGAAGAUUCAAGGAAACCAAAGGAAUUAUUGUCAACACAUUCGAGGAGCUGGAAUCUCAUGCGGUUAAUUGUUUGUUGAAUGAUUUUGAUCAUGUGCCUCCGGUUUACACAGUUGGACCGCUGAUUGAACUCAAGGGCGAGAUGCAAAAUGAGAUUAUGAAAUGGCUUGAUGAUCAGCCUGAAUCAUCAGUUGUUUUCUUGUGCUUCGGAAGCAUGGGGUGCUUUGGUGAGGAACAAUUGAAAGAAAUUGCACUUGGAUUGGAGCAAAGUGGUCACAGGUUCUUGUGGUCAAUAAGAAAGCCACCAACAAAUAAACUUGAAGGGCCCACUGAUUACAAAGCUGAUCUCCAGGAAGUGUUGCCAAAUGGGUUCUUGGAGAGGACAAAGGAGAUUGGAAUGGUGUGUGGAUGGGCACCACAAAAGGAGAUCUUGGGCCAUAAAUCAAUAGGAGGAUUUGUUUCUCAUUGUGGGUGGAAUUCAAUCUUGGAGAGCCUGUGGUUUGGUGUCCCAAUUGUGACAUGGCCCAUGUAUGCUGAGCAACAGAUUAAUGCAUUCCAAAUGGUGAAAGAUAUAGGACUUGCUGUGGAGUUGAGAUUGGACUAUAAAAUCAGUGGAGGAGAAGUAGUAUCAGGAGACGAGAUAGCAAGAGCUAUAAAAUAUGUAAUGGAUAGAGAUAAUGAGGUGAGGAAAAAGGUGAAAGAGAAGAGUGAAAAGAGCAGAUUUACAGUAAUGGAGGGUGGCUCUUCAUUUGCUGCAUUUGGGAACUUCAUUGAUGACGUACUACGAAACAUGCCAUGACAGAAACAUUAUCUUAAUCAUCUUUAUUCUUGAAGAGCGUCAUGUUUCCUAAUUCAAAAAUAAGCUAAAAUAUUUUAACCUUUAUCCUUUAGUUUUUGUUAUAUAACAUUAAAUAAAAAUUUUAAUGUCAUUAGAGAAUCAUAAUUGAGUUGUGAAAA
Messenger RNA from Mangifera indica (mango), 1596 nucleotides. Its product is annotated as anthocyanidin 3-O-glucosyltransferase 2-like. The record is from RefSeq and is a predicted model, not a curated record. Gene Ontology annotation, molecular function: UDP-glycosyltransferase activity. The transcript has a single exon. The coding region runs from base 20 to 1438 and encodes 472 amino acids. Lineage: Eukaryota; Viridiplantae; Streptophyta; Magnoliopsida; Sapindales; Anacardiaceae.